GUUUAAACAUAGAAACAGGCAGCGGCUCCUCGGAGAGUUCGGAGUUUAGUUUGAGGACAAAUAAUCGUUAAAGUCGCGCUUUCGAGCAGUUUGUAGGCGGAGGUACAGCUGUAACGGCGGGAUGGACGGGGCCAACGGUACCGGAGAGGUUUGGCAGAUUUCGGAGAAGCUGGAGAAGUCUUUGUCCAUCGACACAGAAGACGAAAGGAGGGGCGGCGUCAUCAUCACCACCUACACGAUGCUCUUAAACAACUGGCAGCAGCUGUCCACCUACAAUGGCAGAGAGUUCACAUGGGACUACAUGAUCCUGGACGAGGCUCACAAGAUAAAAAGCACAACCACCAAAACCGCCAAAAGUGCCUACGCCAUACCGUCCAAGAACCGAGUCCUACUCACAGGAACUCCGGUCCAGAACAACCUGAGAGAAAUGUGGGCUCUCUUCGACUUUGCCUGUCAGGGCACCCUCCUCGGCAUGGCCAAAACAUUCAAAGCGGAGUACGAGAACCCCAUCACCCGGGCCCGGGAGAAGGACGCCACUCCAGGAGAAAAGGCGCUGGGGUCCCGGAUGUCAGAGAACCUGAUGGCAAUAAUAAAACCGUAUUUCCUGCGCAGGACCAAGUCCGAAGUACAGAAAAACAAAACAAACAGCACACGUAACAAGGAACACUUGGAGGACCAUGUUCCGAACCUUGAAGCAGACUCUGGAGCGGUGAUGCCCAAAUUGACGAGAAAGAACGACCUGAUCGUCUGGACUUACCUGAGUGCCGUUCAGGAGGACAUCUACAGGCAGUUCAUAUCGCUGGACCACAUCAGAGAGCUCCUGCUGACCACCCGAUCGCCUCUAGCUGAGUUAAACAUUCUGAAAAAGCUGUGCGACCACCCGAGGCUCCUCUCUGCUGCCGCCAUCGCCAAGUUAGGCUUGGAGGAGAGUGCAGCUGAGUGCCAGGAGUCCACAGAGGCCAACGAUCACAGCAUCAUCAGCGUUCCUGAUCACACCUUGAUCUCAGAGUCUGGGAAGAUGGUCUUUCUUUUCUCUCUCCUAGAUCGGCUCAGACAGGAAGGCCACCGCACCCUCGUCUUCGCCCAUUACAGGAAGGUGCUCGACAUCAUCGAGCGCAUCCUGGGCAACAGAGGCUUCAAAGUGCUGCGGCUCGAUGGAACCAUCACUCAGAUCACAGAGCGAGAGAGGCUCAUCUCUCUGUUCCAGACUGACAGACGCUACUCCGUCUUCCUCCUCACCACCCAGGUCGGUGGAGUCGGCAUCACCUUAACGGCAGCCGACAGGGUGGUCAUCUACGACCCCAGCUGGAACCCUGCGACAGACGCCCAGGCCGUUGACAGGGCGUACCGCAUAGGCCAGACUGAAAAUGUCGUCAUCUACAGGCUGAUCACCUGCGGCACCGUGGAGGAGAAGAUUUACCGCCGGCAGGUUUUCAAAGACUCUCUUAUUCGGCAGAAUACCGGGGACAAGAAGAACCCGUUUCGGUACUUCAGCAAACAGGAGUUGAAGGAGCUCUUCACCUUGGAGGACACGCAGUCCUCCUCUACGCAGCUCCAGCUUCAGGCGCUGCACGCCAGGCACCGGCGCACCGACCCUGAGCUAGACAAACAUAUCGCACACCUCCACACCAUGGAGAUGUUUGGGAUUUCUGACCAUGACCUCAUGUUUACGCUUGACAUCAACCACGACGAGGCCCUCGAGAACCAAGAGGAGCAUCAUUACAUCGAAGGGCGGGUCCAGAAGGCUCAGGAGCUCAUGAAGGCGGAGUCUGAGCUGCAGAUGCAGCUGGCAGAGAGCAUGGUGUCCAGCACGGAGCCGGCAUGGCUCCGAUACCCAGCAGGGGACAGCAGCCGGGAGCGGUCCCGUGAGAAGAAACCACGUCCUUCAUAUCCGAAGCAGGACACGAGCCUGGCCUGGCCUCCAGCUGUGGUGGAUUUGGAACAGACUGGAAAGGAGGCCACUCUGGAGAAUCUCAGCAAGGGAGUGAUUGAUCUGACUGCAGAGGAGAGCACAGCCGAGGAGCAGAUCGCAGAGGUCAGCGCGGUGGUGCAGGAGGAGGAGGAGCUGCAGGAGGAGCUGCUGUCUCAGCUGCAGCUGGAGGGAAGUUUCGACGUGGGUAAAUCUCUUUGUGAGUGGCAGCAGAAAGAAGCGUCAAGGCACAGCGCGAGCAACGGCCACGCCGUCCGCCUCAAUGAGUCACAUGACUCAGUCGUGGGUAUCAGGAAGAAAAAGGCUGCCGUGAUUUAUGACAGUGAAGAGGAGACGCAGGAGGAGGAGGAUGGGCAGCUUGAGAACUCCUUCCAGGUUUCCGGAGCAUCGACGCCAAAGUCGGCGUGCACUGGCACCACGCCGCUCCGUACUCGAAAGAGCAUCGGUGGAAACACGUCCGUGGCUUCUCACCGCUCCUUCCUCCAAUCCAUCAUCGAGGACACGGACAACCAGGACAGCCAUGAAGAUGAUGGUGAUGCUUCGGAUGUCCAUUCAGAUGAGGCCGAAGAGGACAUGAUUGGUUCGGCUCCUGAUGAGGUUGAGGAGGAGGAGCCCAGUGGAGAGACCGUAAACUCAGAGGAGGAAGUUGAAGAAGAGGAGAUGGAGGAGGAAUUUGAGGAGGAAGGAGACACUGAGGAAUGUGGAGAAGGGAGCCUCCUGGAGGAAACGUCCACCGAGCCUGAGUUGGCAUCAAACGAGGCGAUGGAUCAGUGCACCGCCGAGACGGGUGUAAAGGAGGUCGAGGACGAGAGCUACGACUCGCUGGUGCGGCGAGGGCGGGAGUGCUACAGCAAAGCGGAGCUGGACGAGGCCCUGGACUUCUUCCUCAGAGCCAUCGACAUCAAACCCGGAGAUCCGGAAAUUCAGCUCAUGACCAUCCAGCUGUACCGGCAGCUGAGUCAGGUGGCGAGGAGAUCCUAACAGAAAAGGACGAUCGGGGCGGCGAGGUCGAGCUCUGCCGGCCCGCCGCUUCACGCCAAAGCUGUAAAUCUUUCAAACGUGUCUGGCGUGUUCGUCUUCUCCGUGAGAUCGCGCUGAGUGUUUGAACUUCUUUCAGUGAUGUAACUAGAAUCAGGUGUGUCAUCAUCCACCACGAAACGACCAGUUUUCAUCUGUGACCUGUACUUAUUGUAAAAUAUUUUGAAAUUAAGAUUGUCAAAUUAAAAUUCAUGUUUGUCUAAUUUAAA
Neolamprologus brichardi is the source of this 3177-nucleotide messenger RNA. The record is from RefSeq and is a predicted model, not a curated record. Lineage: Eukaryota; Metazoa; Chordata; Actinopteri; Cichliformes; Cichlidae.